GCAGGACGACACUUUGAACAAAGCGGCAAAGACUGCGGAGAGAUUGCGAUACCUAUAGAAAAUGGAAAGACUCGGAAGGCCGCUUAAACUUGAAGGGCUGGGAACCACGGGGACUGCUCGGAAAUUCUAGCUGGAGUCAGGACUCAACAAGCGCCCACUAGUCAUGAGGCUUCGGGCCCGGAUCCUCGUUGCAGACCUUGAAAUAGAGUUGCACUCCAUCGGUAGACAUUGCCACUCACCACCAUCAUUAACUAUGCCCACAGCAACAAGACUGCUCUAUCAACACCUCAUGGAAGUCGACAGUGGACAGCUGUCGGCCCAUAUUAUACCUGAAUCCAACUUCGUCGAAGAGCAACAUCAGUUGAGCAGUCUGUUAGAAAGGAACGAGGGACGUGCCCUUGGCCUUGCUGGCGGAUUUGCGCUCACUGGAGAGCUCGCGAUGCUUGCUAUCGCCGACGCAUCCACUAUUAUCAUUAUCGAGUUCGAGUUGAAGAAGAACAAGGGCAACGAACACGAUGAACGCCCUGUCACACCCACCAGUGAGAGAGGCAACACCGCUCGGGAGUUUUUGACACAGAACCUCCUUCGUCGCACAACCGGAUUCUUAUACGCUUUCGAUGUCGCUUCGAUCGUUCUGGCUCUAUUUCAAACACUUGAUCUUCGAAUCGCAAAUGCGAUCGAUAUACAGAGCGUAUCGAAAACACGUGUCCCACUCACCAUUGUUAAACAAGCCGUUGGUGAUCUUCAUCGUGUACACGAUGUGAACAUCAACGGAGUUUUCUGCGAUGAUACUAUCAAUCAUCUGCCUGUGGCCUCUGCCGCUAAGAAAGAUGGCAUUACUCCACUUGCACUACGUGCAUGGAUCGCACACUAUCUAUCACAACUCUCAAGCAUGGAAGAUCGUCUCGCGCAAGUGCCCCCGGUGGAUACCUUCCGGCUCUCUGACGAAGCAUUAGAGUUUCUCGGGAAGAGCUCGAAGGAUUCGUUCCAGCUCGAGCAGAAGAAGCCGGCCGAGGUCACGCGCCAGUUUGUUACUUCUGUCGACCAUAGGAACAACCGCAUCCAUGCCCAAGUCGACAGAUAUCAGAACAAAAUCCGCAAGAACCAGCAUCAGCAUGCAUUCAUUGCUAUCGGUGGGCGCGACGGGCUGGGCUUCACUAUCGACGGGCAGAUCGGCAGGUCUCAGGGUCGCACCGCCAACCUUGCUACCACCAACAGUCUCAGUUUAGUCGGCAAGAUCAUAGGCUCGAUCAAGAUUGUCGGCCGUGAAGACCCUACUCAGGCUGAGAGCCAGCGUGCUCAAAAGGUUCUAGAGAUCCUCCAAGGUCUCAUCAACCUUGAGCACGACAACCCAUGGGUUCAGCUCAUAUUAUUUUCCUCUCCAAAAGAUGACUUCCAAUGGCCCUCCGCCUGGACGGAGGAGGCGAACGAUGCGGAUAUUGUCAGAUACCGUGCCGACCGUGUCAGUCGCCCCCUCAAUCCAUCUCAGACGAAAGCUGUGAAGCAAAUGCUUCAGCAGUCAAAUGACAAGCGUCUCACUGUCAUCCAGGGGCCCCCUGGAACCGGUAAGACCACUGUCAUUGCUUCAUUUGUUCAGACCGCCCUUGCCGGUGGACUCUCUGGCAUCUGGCUCAUUGCACAAUCCAAUGUUGCCGUCAAAAACAUUGCCGAGAAACUCGCUGACAUUGGCCUGACCAAAUGGAAGCUUCUCGUCUCAAAGGAAUUUUUCGAGUACUGGUCAGUUCUUUCACUAGCGGAUUUUUUCCCCUUUAGGCAGACUGACACAAUCUAGGCACGAGCACCUCUAUGCAAACAUUCGGGCCAAUAUCAUCAUAUCGGAGGACUUCAAGGCUCCAAAUUUCUUUCAGGAGCUGCGAAACAGCCCGGUCAUUCUCUGUACUCUCUCAAUGCUUUCAUCUUUUGCUCUUCGCAUGCAUGGAGGUUUCGAAGCCGCGCCACUCAGGACCCUCGUCAUUGA
Molecule: messenger RNA, 1978 nt
Organism: Suillus fuscotomentosus
Lineage: Eukaryota; Fungi; Basidiomycota; Agaricomycetes; Boletales; Suillaceae
Exons: 3
Coding region: 164-1792 (542 amino acids)
Molecular function (GO): helicase activity
Source: RefSeq, a predicted model, not a curated record